Molecule: messenger RNA, 897 nt
Organism: Neltuma alba
Lineage: Eukaryota; Viridiplantae; Streptophyta; Magnoliopsida; Fabales; Fabaceae
Product: nicotianamine synthase-like
Exons: 2
Coding region: 43-897 (284 amino acids)
Biological process (GO): nicotianamine biosynthetic process
Molecular function (GO): nicotianamine synthase activity
Source: RefSeq, a predicted model, not a curated record
ACGUACAAGUUUAAUUUAUUGUUUAUUCUUUCCUAAUUGCCAAUGGCUUCCUUCCAGAACUUCAACUUGGGAACCCAGAUCCCGGAAGACGUUCUCAUUGCUCAAAUCAUGCAGCUUCAUGCAGACAUAUCAAAGCUUGAAUCCCUUAGGCCUUCCAAGCAAGUGAACAGUCUCUUCACUCACCUCGUCAAUCUCUGCACCCUUCCUUCCUCCAUUAACAUUCAAUCUUUGCCCCAAGAUGUGAAGAACAUGAGGGAGAGUCUCAUUAACCUUUGUGGACAAGCUGAAGGCCUUUUGGAGUUAGAAUUCUCAUCUUUUCUUGCCCAAAUUCCCAAACCUUUGAACAACCUCACUCUCUUCCCAUACUAUGGGAAUUACGUCAAACUAGCAAACCUAGAAAACAAAAUCCUCAGAGACAAUGGUUUGGUCCAUCCCAAGAAGGUAGCUUUUGUGGGGUCUGGUCCAAUGCCACUCACUUCCCUCAUAAUGGCCACACAUCACUUGGCAUCCACAAAAUUUGACAACUUCGACAUCGAUGAGAAAGCCAACGAGGCAGCUUGUAGGAUCGUUGCUACAGACUCAGAGCUUGAGAAGAGGAUGAAGUUUGAGACAAAAGAUAUCAUGCAAAUUAAAGAGAAAUUGGUACAAUAUGACUGUAUCUUCUUAGCAGCUCUUGUGGGAAUGAGCAGAGAAGCAAAAGUGAAGAUUUUGGGACACUUGGGUGAGUAUAUGAAGGAGGGAGGGUUCUUGCUUGUGAGAAGUGCAAAAGGGGCAAGGGCUUUCUUGUACCCUGUUGUGGAAGAGCAAGAUUUGGGCAAUUUUGAGGUUCUUACGAUAUUUCAUCCCACAAACGAUGUGAUCAACUCAGUUGUUCUUCUUCGCAAGCCUAUGGUUUAG